This is a messenger RNA of Nicotiana tabacum (common tobacco), 885 nucleotides long. The record is from RefSeq and is a predicted model, not a curated record. NCBI's taxonomy places the organism in Eukaryota, Viridiplantae, Streptophyta, Magnoliopsida, Solanales, Solanaceae.
AUGGUUACUCUGUUACUCCCCUCUCCAGUUCUAGCUAGUUGGUAUGCAGACUUCACAAGUCCCUUUAUGGGCUUAGGCAGGCCUCCAACCAGUGUUUAUGUGGAUGAUAUUAUCCUCAUAGGGACUGAUUCUGCUGAGAUUUCUUCUUUGAAGUCUUUCUUUGAUGCUCAAUUUAAGAUCAAAGAUCUUGGAUCCCGUAGUUACUUUCUAGGCAUUGAGGUGUUAUAUUCAGAUUCUAGGGUUCUUUUACAUGAGAAGAAAUUUAUUCAUGAUCUUCUCAUGGAGUUUCACUGUUCAGAUGUUACUUCUGUGGUCUGUCCUCUCCCUUUGAAUGUUAAGCUUAAAGCCAAGGAGGGCACUCAUCUCUCUAAACCUGAAGUUUACAGGUCAUUGGUGGGCAAUCUCAAUUUUCUUACUAAUACAAGGCCUGCCAUCUCUUUUGCUGUCCAGCACUUAUCUCAGUUUAUGCAGUCUCCUUGCCUUCCCCAUCUGGAGGCAACUCUCCAUCUCUUGAAAUACCUGAAGGGUACUGCUGAUUUUGGUGUUUUUUUCAACAACUCUCUUGAUCUUUCUGUGGCUGCUUAUUAUGACAGUGACUGGGUUGCCUGCCCUGAAACCAGGGGGUGUUUGAGUAAAGCUGUUGGUGAACUUACUUGGCUGCAUAGGCUGGUUUUGGAUUUGGGAGUCAGUUGUCCUUCUUCUGUUCCCUUGUUUUGUGACAGCCAGGUUGUCAUUCACAUUGCAAAGAAUUCUAUUUUUUAUGAGCGCACUAAACAUAUUAAGUUGGUUUGUCAUCUUGUUCGAGCCAAGAUUGCUGAGGGCCUCAUUAAUUUGUUGCAUACUUCUUCCUCCACUCAGCUCGCGGAUAUCUUCAAAAGGCUUUAG